This is a messenger RNA of Varroa destructor (honeybee mite), 6621 nucleotides long. RefSeq lists its product as uncharacterized. NCBI's taxonomy places the organism in Eukaryota, Metazoa, Arthropoda, Arachnida, Mesostigmata, Varroidae. The record is from RefSeq and is a predicted model, not a curated record. Gene Ontology annotation, molecular function: monocarboxylic acid transmembrane transporter activity. Gene Ontology annotation, biological process: transmembrane transport; monocarboxylic acid transport.
AGAAAGGAGUUUACCACAGUGGGUAGCAACCACAGCCUACAGCUGCCUAUGACAGGCUCCUCCUAUAGGGCAGCGCGAACGAGCAAGGCAGAGGCCGGCAAUGCCAGAGAGGGUUGAGGUCAACAGACCAGCUGAGAAGGCAGCAGGUUUUGUUUCUUGGUAAUAGUGCGUUAAUCGGUGUCAAUAACUGUGGCUGUGAUCAUCAUAGUAAUACAACAACCUUCCUCAGGCCUGAUGUACGGUUUACGAACUAUGCCAUUGCUCAAAAGUGAUCAGUGAUUUCACCAUGAGAUGAACCGCAUUCGUACUCCCUCUGCUUUUCACUCUGAAUGGACGCUAUCAGUUCAAACCACCUUCUGCUUUUGAAUCACUGUGAUUAAAAAUGUCCGUCGUCAAGAUCGGCUCGAUUCUAAAGCUACGGCAGUAUUAUGUUCUGUGUAUGUAAUUACGUUUUAGGGAUUGUAUAAAGGUACCUUCGCAUGGUCAGCGGCAAAAGAGAAUAUUCGGUACGCCGAUGAUUCGCAAAAGAUGAAAAAUAGGUGGUGAUUGCCUACAUAGGCCGAAGGUCCAAUGCAGGAAAAUUCCAGUCUGUAGAUAAGAAAGCAAACUAAGUUUCUGCCUUCAUCGCAUUCUACUAAGCAGAGCGGCUUGAUGGAAUUUUGUUGGUUCGGCUCAACACUAGGUUAUUAACCGGCGGAGCAAGUGAGAGCGGAACGCGGUGGUCGGAAGCGGUUUCAGCCGCCGCCCGCUGGCCAUUCGUCGAUCGUUCUGAUCUACCAUCAGUGAUUCCAAAUCAUAUAUCACACGCGUCCUUUUUAUAAAAUUUUGCCGUUUGAUACAUGUAAGCUAGUCAGAGGCUCACCUAACCGUGCUUAUAUAAUAUCAAACUCAGACCAACAAACUUAAUCUUAUUGAAAUGAUGUUUUGUCUCAUGUAGGCCUGUCACGUGAAACAAAACAGAUAAGGCAUUUACAUCACAUGCAAACAGAGAUUUAAAUCAAGACUGAAACGUAGAGACUUAUUUAUAUCACGGACAGGAACGUUGGCAACGCAUACAGUUGUGAAGUGCAGAGAAAUACUUGUCCAAACUGCACGCAUAGAGGUACCGCAGUUACGCGACCUGUCAAAGGGGAUAGCAGCUCUUCCUGAUCAAUACAAAAGGAGAUUCGACAGGUGGGAAUAUGCGAGUAUCACAAUUCAGCAUUAAAUACUUGUGUUGGUUGUGAACCGUGUUUCAGCAAGAAGCUCCCAUAUUCUAGGUUGGGCCGAGUGACUAAACAAACUACAGAUUUAUAAGCCCAACUAGCUAAGUGUCCUUUAUUAUUAUAAUGACAUCUAUUGUGUCAAUGUCCUCGCUAGAAGAGGGUGUCGGCAGUGGCACCUUAUGUGUAGGAGGGUUCAGUAAAAUAGCUAACGGAGCUUCAGGAGCUCCGGGUCCCGGAAAUGCUCCUUAUCGAACAAGUAACUGCAGCGCUACUGUGAAUAACAAUGCUGAAGAACUUCGAGCUGUACCAAUUGCUGUAGAGCCGCCUGAUGGCGGCUACGGUUGGAUGGUCGUCUUUGCGUCGUUUAUGUGCAACCUUAUAGUUGACGGUAUCGCUUACACAUUUGGGCUAUUUCUUCCUGAAUUAGUCUCUUCAUUCGAAUCGACAAAAUCUGUAAUUACUUGGGCUGGAUCCUUGCUUUCUGGAUUUUAUCUCUCCGCGGGACCCCUCGUUUCGGCGCUCACAAAUCGUUUUGGAUGCCGAAAGGUGUGUAUUGCGGGUAGCCUGAUGGCAUGCAUAUCUUUAUGCGCAACCACACUCGCGUCGUCGGUUCCAUCUUUACUUCUUUUCUAUGGGGUCUUCGCUGGAACUGGAUUCAGCCUGAUCUACUUGCCAGCUAUCAUCUCAGUGAAUCAGUAUUUCUCACAUAAGCGUGCCACAGCAACUGGGGUUGCUGUCUGCGGAUCGGGAUUGGGAGCGUUUGUGUUUGCACCAUUGGUUCAAUAUCUACUGGAGAUCUUUGCAUGGCGUGGGGCGUUGCUCAUCCUUGCUGGGGAACGUGGUGCUGUAUGGAUCAUACUUUGCUCAACGCUAUCGUUCAAAACAACUGGUGCCACAGGAAAAAAAUUACUAAUCUUUCCGUCUAAGAUUUUUCUAUUAAGCGACCUAAAUGGGGCACUACAAUUCAUUCGUUUUCAAGAAAAUCAACUGAAGACACCUGUGCCAUUAGCCCUACAAGGUUUGGUGCUUAACUGCUGUAUUUUUGGUGCCUUAAUGCGCCCACUUCAAAUGUGGACUACAACAACCGAAAAACCGUUGAUGCAACGUAUAUGGGAGGAGAAAACUGGACUUCUAAGACAGGAUUCGAUUGGACAAAGUCAGUUCUUUCUUGUUCAGCAUCCGGAUGGAACCGUCGAAAGGCGACUGAAGGCUGGUGUUAACACAGAGCCCGGUGUGCAUUCGACGCUCUUUCUUGACCAAUGGGGAAAGGCUUCCGGCUCGGAAGGCCCACCGCCCCUCACCCUUUCGCCGAUCGAAGAGUUUGAUCCCAAAGGAAAAUCGAAUGGAAGUCAACCACCUGUAAAUGGAGUGCCAAGUCACAUAUCGAAUCACACUAUCCAAAACAUUGCAAGGAGAAAAGGACUGAUUGCUUCGCAUAGUGCAGCAAAAUUGACCAUGUCAGCUUCAUCAUCUACUGUUCAACCAGAAAUUCAACGAAACUAUUCAACGCCUAAAUUUGCUAUGGGCGCUUCGCGAUCAUCUAUUCAUCAGCAUUUACCGCUCAGCGCUCACAGAGGAAUUGCAGGAGUUAACCUCAUCCAAGGAGGGGGCUGUAAUGCCCCACAAGUGCCGGCUCAACAUUUUAAUCCCAUCGCCGCAUCUAAUAAUUUCAACAAUCACGAGAUGCGUCGUUCUAUCAAGGACCUCGGUCGUCCAAUGUAUCGCAAGGAUAUAUUCUACUCUGGUUCAAUCCGGAAUCUUCCUGAAUUUCGUCAAAGCUCGGGCGAUGUCCGAUCCUAUAUCGCGUCGGUGUUAACACUCCCGGGAGAAAAUCCAGUUCCCCUGGGAAAAACGUCAGGAUCUUCCUUAUGCUCCUGUUUGCCAUCAGCCAUGAGCGACACAUUAGGCGAUAUUUUUGACCCGGCUCUGCUGAGCAACCCUGCUUUCGUGAUUAUCUGCUUAUCAAAUCUCAUCGGCAUGAUGGGGUUCAACAUACCCUUUGUAUUCAUCGCUGACGCUGCUGUCACAAUGGCUAAAGUGGACAAGGAAGCCGCUUCACUACUCGUCUCUUGUAUAGGUAUCACAAAUAUGUUGGGUCGCUUGCUAUUCGGCCGAAUCUCGGAUUCUCCUCACGUGAACUCGCUUACGGUGAACAACGUGACCUUGGCUAUAUCGGGAAUUGCAGUUGCAAUUACACCGCUAGCACUGGUGAUAGGCGGGUAUACUGCGGCAAUGACCGUAUGUGCCUUGUUUGGUUUCAUGGUUGCUGCAUAUAUUCUACUGACAUCAAUCAUACUGGUGGAUCUGCUCGGCCUCGAGCGUUUAACCAAUGCCUUUGGACUUCUAUGUUUAGUACGAGGCUGUGCCUGUAUCCUUGGCAUUCCAUUUGCUGGUAUCCUGUAUGACCUCACCGGGUCAUACCAGUGUCCAUUCAUUGUAUCUGGUAUUAUGCUGGCUGCAUCCGGUGCUAUCGCUGCUACCGUUCCAUACGUUAGAAAUCCCCAUAAGAUAAUACCGCCUCCUCCGGAGGAAUUCAUGUCGCCACUUGAAGAAAUUCCCGAAGAGGAAUCAUUCACCGAGGACGAAAGUUCUCCUGAAAACACCAGGCGUCGUAUCCCACACGACCUAGAGGAUUCUGUUGCGGAAGAGGAGCGAACUUCGCUUGUAGAAGAUGACGAAGAUGAUUUACCGAUGACUAUUAAUUGCGAUCCACGACCAGAAGCUAGUAGUAGCCACCAAGAACCAUCUGGACAAGAAGAACUACGAAAGCAGGAAUGCGCCCUCUUGGAGAUCCGGUCGACCGUAAAGCAUUCUGAGGAUCACGUCAAUCGAGACCAGGAUUGUACCUAUUAAGACUGACGGAUAAAUAAUGAAAAGGGAAUUAAUCUUGAAACCUAAAGACAAGCACUACAAAUGAUCUAUAGAUCACAAACUUAAGUUACUUAUUAACCGUACCGUGUGAAACAGUUAUAUCAAAAAUAAGGUUUAACUCAUGCCACAUGAGUGGUCAAGUUUAUUAGCAAGCGAUUAGCAGCAGAGGAAAGCCGAAGUUGAUAAGGGGACCAUCAAUGGACGAGACAAUGGCUGUGUUACAACGAAGACAUUUAGAUCGUUGAUAUUUCUGAACUUGACGAGAAAUUAUUGUGUUUGCUUGAUUAAGUCUGGAAAUCUACUUUGUGUAAGACUUUAUGAUAGUUUGAAUUGUUUUCAUGUAGAGUAGAGAAACCUUAUAAUUGCACAACGCACCUUUUAUAUGAUACUAUAAAAGUAUCACAGAAAAACAAAUGUUUCAUUUAUCAAGUUAAAUGUACUUGUUUAUGUCUUUGUUAAAGAAUAAUAGGUUUUCAGGCAAGUAUGUGAACACCUUUUCGAUAUUGUUUUCCAUUCAAACAUAUCCUUAAUAUGCAUGUAGAGUGAAUUGGUACUAGUAAGCUAAUGUUAAAUGAUUGGUGAGCAAACAACUAUAAAUGCAGACAAACAGAUGUACCAUAGAUCGUAAUAAAAUUAUGUCGGUAAAACAGUGGCUAGCUGCAGCUAAUCAUAUUUGGAGCUCUAUUUUCGUUGAUCGCUCACCUUUAUACGUAGAAAAUCGUGAUCAAAUUUAACUUCAUGUGGGGGCUAGCCAAAGUUCGUCCGCCUGGAAGGUGACAUUUGCGCAUAUUUCAUAUGUAUAUUAUUAUAUCUCUGCAAAUGCAUGUUGAGACUGAACAGGUAUAAAAAAAAAGGUUCCUCUGUGAAUUUCUGAUUCAAACUGUGCGCUUCAAAAUUCACUAAGGCCCGAUCCGGCUAUAGCCUUUAGUCGGGAUAGAUACUGAUCGAUUUGACUAGAGAUUCUCCAACAGACUUCUAAAACGGCAUGGUAACAAUUUGAUAUAGCAACCGGCCAGGACCGCAUGUUCAUGGUUACCAUAGCAAAGCAUUCGAAGAGAUGUGCAUUACUCAUUUAAACCAAAUUGCCCAUGUUUCAUCAUGUUGGUACUAUUAAACAGUUUUAAUUCAAUAUAGUUUUAUUUAGAGAAAUAUAUUCUGUAUACAUUAAAUGUAACUAAAAAAAUAUAGCAGUUAGUGCACCUGCCUUUCGAUUUCAACGUUGCAAAUAUACCCGAACAAAUUUCAGUUAAAUUUACAUAACAGCAUGGCCUUUAAUCUUUGACUUGAAAAAUGCCAUUUUUCAGUGAUAUUAAGUCCAUCGGCUAUAACCGAUCCAGAGCGCUCAAGUAUAUACACCAUGUCUUCCCGUACUUGUUUUUUAAUGUUGUUAAAUUUCAAACUAUCCGAUUCUGAAUUAUUUAAUUGACACAAAACGAGUAAAAUCCGUAUGCACCGAAAGGUUUACCGAGUAGCGCUGCAAAGUUUGAUAAAAAAAAAAUGACUAUUCCUCGAAUUUGCUGCAUUCUGUACUCCAACAUAAACUGAACAUUGUGAAAACGUCAUCUCUUUAUAGUCUCUAUUCCGUUAUGUGAGAUUUCUCUGAUUUUUUUUUUGUUUUAUUUACUUUUCUAUUAGUCUUUCAGAAGGGGCGAUCCUUUAAGUUAAUGAAAAUAUAUAUACGGAAGAAUAUAACAGGCUGCUGAAUUUAGACUCAUACUACUUCAAAGGUUAGUCACUGAGAAUCCACCGGGGCAUCCUUGACAAUUAAAUGCGCUGAGAUUUUCAUUAAUUAUGUAUGCCGUGGAAAUUUCACAAGUUUGACAAAUUAACAACUUCGAAAUUUAGUUCGUCAUUUGAGUAGUGUAACUCCAUUUACUUUUCGUUGCAGUAUAUUGGUUUUUGGCUAUUGCCUUUAACUAUGGUUAACUUAAUCUGCACCUUUGGUAAACUUAGGAAAUCUAAAAUGAAGGACAAACUUACAAAAACUUAGCGCACAUAAGCCGUCAUCGACAGGACAGAAAAGCCAAAUACAGUUGCCUUUUUUGGCUGAUUAAAUGUAAGAUUAAAUUUACCUAGAUUUGGCAUACUAUGUAAGCUCAACAUUUGUAUCUGCAUAAAUCAAACAAUGCAGCGAUUCUAUGAAAAAAUAUGAGCCAAAAACUACUGCGAUAUAUUUUAGAUACCCUAAAUUUGGAGGCACGCUUUUAACUUUGAAAAAAAGCUAAGCAUAUGCACAUCUUCUUUAAAUUAAUGGAUCGCUCUUUCAGAUAUGUCAUCAAAAUUUUAACCAAACGCGGAAGCACCUUUGGUCGAUUUAAAGCACUUAUAUUUCUAUAUAAGCCCGCAUCAAUUCAACCAAAGAGAAUCUAUUUAUACAAAUAACGGAGAAAACCUUGUAGUAAUUACUUAAUGUUAUCCAAUAUUGUACGCAAACCGUGAUAUCUAGCUGAGCAAAUAAAUACUAAUGUUGAAGUUUUCGUCAGUGCAAAAACAAUCAUUCGCGUAGUGAUGCACACGAUUAGUUUUAAAAUAAAUUAUUUUGUUA